UGCCUGGUACCCCUACUUGAUGUAACAGGUGUAGAAGAUGGGAGACAUCUCUCCUUUAAAUUGAUAAGCAUGUACAUAUAUGGUCUGAGUAAACAGGAUAGUAGGGGAGGUAUCUUAUUAGUAUAAUGUAAGCAAACAGGGGUGGAGAUAAUGUAUUCUGUUUAGGCGCUUCUGAUAGAUUGUAACCUCCAAAGCCUAAGCCAAUGGGGCCAUGGGGGAGGGAAUGGGGCGUCGCGAUAGGAUGUAUAAUAAUAUGUGAUUUUGGAAUUUGGGGUAUGGUUCAGUGCUUGGCUACAUUGCAUUUUGCCUUCCUGAAUCCACCACACUUUGCAAACCGUUACCUUUUAAACUUUGUUGUGAAGUCUAAUAAACUUCUUUUCUAUUUGUAACUCAAACAGAGUGGAUUUCAAUUUGUGACUAUUUUUGGUGUCUAAUAAUUUUUGGUGCCAAAACCCGGAACUCAAUGGGAUUUCGUUCGGGACUCCCUAACUUGGAGGACGAUGUGGAAGGCAUGCCCUGUCGAAUUCGAUAGUCCAGCUUCGAACUCCAGGAGUGGUGAGUGCUGAGCAAACCCUACAGCCCUACAAACCUAAAUAGAAGUUGCAAAUAGAAACCAAGGGUGAGAAAACCAGGAAUAGAGAUUGCCAGCCUCAGGAAAAACCGGGUAACUUCUUGCACGAACCUAGGAGACAAGGAUUGCUGGCGCAGAUGCCGCCUCUGGAGUUUCAUGUCCAUAAGAUCUGUGUGGGGAAUUGGGUCCUGAUCCGGAGUUGGAAGGAGGAAAAAUUACAACCUAAGUGGGACGGAUCAUUUCAAGUGUUGCUGACCUCUGAAACUACAGUCCAAACGGCAUAAAAAGGGUGGACCCACUACACACAAGUGAAGGGACCACGUAGCUGAACCAAAAGAACAGUGGACCUGUGUUCCAAAUCCAGAACCUUUAAAGAUCACUCUCAAGCGACAGUAACCAAAUGUCCAAACCAGAUCUAUAUGACUAGGUGGUAUUAGGGUUUGCUAUCUUUCUUUGUCUUAUAGAGUUGUGAUUGCGUGCCACACCAGGAACAAAUUCACACCCAUAUUGUGCCCAGAAUCCCAACAGCCUCGAGAGAUUCAAGAACUUAAUCUUUUACCUGAUGUGUUGGUACUGUGACUGUAAAUGCUAUGUUGAUUGUUGUUGUGUUUCCAUUGUAUUGACUGUGUAAGAUGUACUGGAUGUGAAGAACAUUUUGGACCAUGUGAUAUAGUACUCAUUGAGAAGACAUUGAAACAUUUUGAAGAAUAUCCUGAGAUAUUGACCGGAGUGGUAAGAUAUAUUUUAAAAGAUACUCCUUCAAUUCAACUAGUCCAGGAAGAACAAUGAGAAGCCUUUAGAAAAUAUCACAGUUUAGAUAUAGAGGAAGAGUGACUAAAAUGCAAAUCCUUAGUGUUGUAUACUUGUCCAUGGUUAUCUAGGAUAUAGGAAAGCAACAAAAACAGAAGCCUGCAUUAUGAACGCCACCAAAGGGAACACAGUAAUUAAAACCUUGGUAUAUCAUACCCAAGCACCUAAGGGAUGUAUAUUUCAAUCUAUGUGCUAAUUAAAUAAAACACAAUAUUCAGUUUGUAAGGGAGAAGACAAGAAGAUACAAUGUUAUGAUCCAUCAAUGCCAACAUAUUUAAAUUUUAGUAUAUAUGUGGUCUAGCUAAAAUAGGAUGAGACAGAGACCUGAAGGUGAAGGAAGAUUAAUAUAUGUUAAUUCCACUAAAAUAUUAGAAAAGGGGACAGAAAAGGCUUUAAUACAGUUUGAUGCAUGUACAAUAUUAAGUUUAUCUCCUCUCGCCACAAAGUAUGGGGACUCUAGUUGGAUCUCAGCAUAUAAACAAAAUCAUAAAUAUAUAUGUCCCACUAAUUUGAACUUUGCAAAUGGGAACCCCAAUCAAUGGUCACCUUGUGGGGGAUCUAUUAAAUGUUUGGGGUGGAGAUGUGUGUGUGAUUACACUGGAGGGGGUUAUCCAGGGUGUAGUGUUAUUACCAAAUUUAAAAAUAUAUACGGAACUAAUACAAUGGAGUUGGAAAUCACUAAGAACCAUGCUGAAGUAGUAAGUUAUGGAUUUGGGAUAGAUGGUACAGGACUAGAUCCAUCAACUUAUAUUAUUAUAAAGAAAGAAAAGAUAUAUACAGGGGAAGUUAAAACAAUAGGAUGGUCAGUUUAUAAUACUUUAAGACAAUUGGAAAAGGAAAUAGAUAUUAGUGAGAAAGCAAGUAACUUGUUUAUGGAUAUGGCCGAGGAUAUAGCCAAAACCUUGACCAUUAAAAAUUGUUUUAUAUGUGGAGGAACUAAUAUGGGACAACAGUGGCCUUGGGAAGCAUUAGAAGCAGACCCAGUGAUCUUAAACAACAUGACUAAGCAAAGAAAUAUUACAGGGCGAUCUGGAAAUGACCAACAGAUUAUAUGGACCCUAAGUACUAAUCUAGUAGGAAAAAACUGUUUUAAGAGAAAUGGAACUAAAAAGGUAGGAGAUUUGAUAUGUUUGGGAUAUUGGGAUGGUAAAUAUAAACAAUGGACAACUGUAGGGAAUCAAAGUGAACCAGAAAAGUUUAAUUUCACUGAAUGGGGAACUUAUUUAAGUUUGUAUUGGAUUUGUGGGAACCAAGCCUAUGAAAGUUUGCCUGGUAACUGGGGUGGGUCAUGUGUUUUAGGAUGGAUUAAACCAUCUUUCUUUUUAUUACCCCUAAGAACUAAACAGACACUGGGAAUCCCUAUUUAUGAUUAUUUAGAUCGCUAUAAAAGAUCUAUUGAUUCAGGUAUUCCAUGUAAUGUUGAAACAAUGAGAGGAAAUGAAUGGACACCAGAAAAGACUGUGUGCAUCAAUGGGCCUGCUACCUGGGCUGAAGAUGGAUCUUGGGGAUAUAGAACACCCAUUUAUAUGUUAAAUAGAAUAAUACGAUUACAGGCUGUAUUAGAAUUAGUUGGAAGAAAAAAUAGAUACUGCUUAAAAUAUUUUGGCAAAAACUAUUGAUAAGCUUAGAGUGGCUGUGUAUCAAAAUAGAUUAGCAUUAGAUUAUAUAUUAGCUAAAGAAGGAGGGGUAUGUGGGAAGUUUAAUUUAACUAAUUGUUGCUUACAAAUAGAUGAAACAGGUUCAGUGGUGAAGCAAUUAUCCACUGAAAUGAGACAACUUGUACAUGUUCCAGUCCAGACCUGGACUGGUCUUUUAGAUGAAGGGGGUUUUUAGGGGGAAUUUUUAGAAACUGGAAGCAAGCUUUAUUCAUGAUGGUAAUAAUCAUUAUAGGAUUAAUGUUUUUACCCUGUCUCAUCCCUCUCAUUAAGAAUAUUGUUUAAAGUACUGUAGAAGGAAUAAUACAUAGUAAUCAGAAGGAAUCACUAGGGAGAAAAAUGUAUAACCUUACACAAAUCAAUGAAGAAACUAAUUUUGAAGAAUAUGAAAAGACAUUAGAAAUACAAAGAAAUUUGGAAAAAAAAUAAUGUUUUAUUUUUAAAGAAUGGGUAAAAAGAAAAAGGGUAGAUUUGUGGAAAAACUGGAAGUACGAGGACAUUUAAAAAUAAAUAUAUAUAUACUUUUAGUAUUAUCAUGUAAUCAUAUAUUAUAUUUUAUAAUUAUCAUUUUAUAAUCAAUUGCCUGAGUAGAUGCUUUGAGUAUAUAGGGAAAAUAUAAGCCUCAGGUGGAGGUGGGGGGGGGAACAGGAGUUACUGUGGGGCCCAGUGUGAGUCAUCAUCUAGGAAUUGUUUUUAAGUACCUUCUGGUGCCUGGUAGCCCUACCUGAUGUAACAGGUGUAGAAGAUGGGAGACAUCUCUCCUUUAAAUUGAUAAGCAUGUACAUAUAUGGUCUGAGUAAACAGGAUAGUAGGGGAGGGAUCUUAUUAGUAUAAUGUAAGCAAACAGGGGUGGAGAUAAUGUAUUCUGUUUAGGCGCUUCUGAUAGAUUGUAACCUCCAAAGCCUAAGCCAAUGGGGCCAUGGGGGAG
Messenger RNA from Crotalus tigris (Tiger rattlesnake), 3964 nucleotides. RefSeq names its product endogenous retrovirus group 3 member 1 Env polyprotein-like. The record is from RefSeq and is a predicted model, not a curated record. NCBI's taxonomy places the organism in Eukaryota, Metazoa, Chordata, Lepidosauria, Squamata, Viperidae. The coding region runs from base 1693 to 3000 and encodes 435 amino acids. The transcript is spliced from 2 exons.